Stegodyphus dumicola is the source of this 6528-nucleotide messenger RNA. RefSeq names its product neural cell adhesion molecule 1-like. The record is from RefSeq and is a predicted model, not a curated record. Gene Ontology annotation, cellular component: cell-cell junction; plasma membrane; axon. NCBI's taxonomy places the organism in Eukaryota, Metazoa, Arthropoda, Arachnida, Araneae, Eresidae. Gene Ontology annotation, biological process: cell-cell adhesion; axon guidance; brain development. Gene Ontology annotation, molecular function: cell-cell adhesion mediator activity.
GCUGCAGUGGUCAAGUGAUGCGGGGUGAUACCAAAGAUGUGGUCGAAGGAGAAACCUUAAGGUUACCGUGCCGAUUCCAGUCGCCUCUCGUGACGAGUACAACCCAAUAUUUCUGGAGCCGGGACAACAAGAACGGCAAAGAUAACGCGGCCAUCAAUGCCGCUGCCCUUGAUCCUCACUAUAGCAUUGACUUCAGUCCUCAGGAAGGGAAGUACGAUCUGCUGAUUUCCGAGGCCAACUAUGACAAAGACAAUGGAAAAUUUGAAUGUUGGUUGAAGGAAGGAGGCAGCGGAUUCGACAUUUUCAGCCAGUCCUAUGUUGUUACGGUUCUCAUUAAACCUGGGGAACCACGGAUUACGCCACCUAAACCUAUUGCCAGAGAAAGAGAGACCAUCUCUUUGACGUGCUCCAGUGAAGGAGGUAGCCCGGACCCUACCAUUCGGUGGUACCGAGAUGGUGUUCUGCUGCAAGGAAAGGUGCAGAAAGGAGGAUCCAGGGAGAGACCUACAUCCAGUGUUCUAGAUGUGACUCCGCGAAUAGAUGAUGACGAUUCUGUCUACCGAUGUGUAGUCUGGAACCGAGCUCUCGCGGAAAAUUUGAAGCUAGACACCAGCGUCAGCCUCAGGGUCCAUUAUUCCCCUCGAAUCACGGUGGGGCCUUCUAACCCGCUGAAUGUUCUGGAGAAUACCGAUGCUCACUUGAUCUGCAAUGUAAUCGCUUCUCCACCUGUUCGUUCCGUUCGUUGGGUAAAAAAUGGCAAUCUCUUGUCCAACACCUUUAACCACACAAUUAGAUCUGUCACGGCAGAUGACAGUGGCAUUUAUAGCUGCAUUGCUGAUAAUGGUAUUGGAGAUCCUACACAAGCCAACCUGGAAUUAUCUGUACUUUACGGUCCUCAUGUUAAAGUAAUUUCUUACCAAGAAGUGGCAGCUGGAGAUACUCUUGUUGUGAAAUGUGAUGUCUCUUCUAAACCUCCUCCGCACAUGAUCCAAUGGCUGAAAGAAGGCGACCCUUACUUCCGACAGACAGGGGACACUCUGCAAAUCGAGAAAGUCUCCGUCGAUGAUGGUGGGAGGUACAUUUGUGAAGCGGCCGCCUCAUUCCGGCCCUCAGGAUCCAACGUCCAAAGCGAAGCCACCGGAAAUGGCACUGUCACUGUUCGUAUCAAGCACAAGCCUGGCCUAGCUGAAAUCCUUCCUGUCCAGCCGGUGGCGAUUGCUGGGCGGCCGUUCACCUUGUCUUGCACUGCCCAUCCUUUAGGUUGGCCAUUACCUGAAUACCGUUGGUGGAAGGAAGGACAGCAGAGUCAAGAACUAACACCAAAAUCCAAUUACACUUUAAUCUCUGCCCACAUGAGCCAUGAAGGAAGAUAUUUCUGCCAGCCCUCCAAUGCUUUAGGCAGAGGAGGAUCAGCUUCUGUGUAUUUAACUGUGCAUGAGCCAGCAUCCAUCGUCCAUCCGUUGAGGCCUCAAACUGUCAUGAAAGACAAAGAAAAGAAUUACAGCAUCACCUGUCGAGCUCGAGGAAAACCCAAGCCCAAAGUACGAUGGUUGCAAAAUGGUCAAGAAAUAUCCGAAGAUAGUGGCCUUUUCCACAUUACCACGACUGACACAGUUGAAGAUAGCAAUGCUUUUACAGUUCAAAGUACCCUUGCUUUUGCAGGACCUAGUCGGCGAGAAAAUGGUCUUACCCCUGGUGAUAGAGGACGCUACACUUGCGAAUUUGACAAUGGAUUUGGGGAGACUGCUAGAUCAGAGAUGAUGCUGAGGAUAGAACAUUCUCCAGUGGUAAGGCACACUUAUAACAGGGUAGCAUUUGAUGUUGGGGAAACUGCUGUACUACAGUGCAAGAUGCAGGCAUAUCCCAAUCCUCAGUUCGAGUGGUUCUCUCGAGGACGAGUGCUUGAUGAAUAUGGAAAUUAUGGAACUAAUAUUACUGAUCUGGGAGAAGACAUCUAUGCUGGUGUCCUCUCCAUCAGGGACAUGAAAGAAGAAGACUAUGGUGAAUAUACCUGCAGAGCCUCAAACCAAGUUGGUGAUGACAAGAAGACGAUCAUAAGGCUUGUGAGAAAAGGUCCACCUGAAAGACCUACACAUUUAGAACUGAUUGAAGUGAGCUCAGAUAAAGUUACUCUGAGAUGGCAAGAAGGAUUCAAUGGUGGUUUCUCAAACACAGAGUUCUUAGUCACCUACCUGAACACUGAAACUGGUCGUCAGUUCAAUGAAUCGUGCCGUUCACAAAACCUCUGUCAAAUUACAGGACUUUCUGCAAACACUGAAUAUCAUUUCAAAGUUUUAGCUGUCAAUCCUCGUGGUUACAGUCCUUAUUCAGAAGAAAUGCCUGUUACAACAAAAGUGAAUUUGAAAGAUAUGCCAAGACCUUCUGAAGCUCAAUACGACAAAGACACAGGCUACCUGACUUUUCAUGUGGAAUUAACUUCCUUGAAACUCUUAGCAAAGAUUGAAGCUAGGCCAAUUGGUAGUGAAAUGUGGAUCCCUCAAACAGUUAUUAAAGUAAUACGGCCAAUUGAAAAAGUUCAACUGAGUCCACCAGAUGAAGGCUUCUCAGAUGUAAGGGUAAAAUUAUGCUUGGAAAGUAAUGAUUCAUGGUGCGGUGAUGCAAAACUUGCAAAUCCUCUAGAAGAGGAUCUACCCAAUCCUAAAGAUUCUAAAGCUGGACUAUCAACAGAAUUUGUUAUGAUUAUACUUUCAGUUGGUGGAAUUUUCUUUUUGUUACUUGUUAUUACAGUGAUUUGUUGUUGCUUGAAGAAAAGAAAUAUCCAUAAAGAAAAGAAAGAUUUUGAAAUGGAAACCACAAACCCUCGACCAAAGGCAGUUACACCUCCCUACUUCCCCGAUGGAGUUGUGAACAAGGGCUUGGAGAGCGUAACAGAUGACAUCACUAAAGCAGGUAUCUACACUACCAAUACAUCGGGCAUCAAUGGAGGGAUGAAUGGCCAUAUCCCUUCGAGCAGCCACCCACAUGCUGGCAUGAUGUACCACCAUCCUGAUCAAGAUACCAGUCCGUGCAGUGCUCUCGAUCAUUCGGAGCCAUGGCUGAAACCUGGAGAUGACAUGGGAACAGAAGGUUCAUAUCAGCCUUAUGAUUCUCGUCUCCCUAAUGGCUAUUUCUAUCCAGAAGACUAUCAGCCACUGACAGAGGAGAUAAUGAACAUGAAAAACCGAGAACACUUGCAUUCUCCUUACUAUGAUGUAAGUGGCUUACCAGAUCCUUAUGCCAUGAGUGAAGAAGACAAGACUCAACAUAUAUCUCUGUCAUUCGAUGAAAGCCACGAGAGUGGGUACUCAACACCCAACUCCAGAUCUCGCAGGGUAAUUCGAGAAAUCAUCGUCUGAUGGACAUUUGGAUGGUCUAUGUUUGGAGACCAGUUAAGUUAAAAAAAUAAAAGAAGAACUGUGAUAAAUGACAGAAGAAUUUUGUCAUCCGAUGGUGCCGACUGCAAGCAGUCAGUUCUUUUGCCAUUCCACACAACUACUUGUUGUGGAACAGCCUUUAAAGAGACUCUUGAAGCAUUUGCAUACUGUGAACAGGAAUUGUUGAAUCUAAUCUGAAUGUGUGUCUGGAAAAUGAUGAGAACAAAUGCUUUUAAUGUGGCAACUUGUAGGAUUAUUAUUAGGAAAAAAAAAUUUGAAAUAGCAGUUAGAAUGGGACAUUGUUUUGAAUCGGGUAAUGUUUAAAAUAGACCAAUCCAGCAGAUGCUGGACCAAAACAAAUACUUUGACUGAACCCAUCAACAAAAAGAUGAGAAUCAUGCAGGAUGGGCCACAAACUGAUGAGGAUUUUACUGUGUCUUGGCUCCAGUUUACCUGAUGAAAAAUUGUAAAUACUUCAUAAGCAAUGUACAUAGAAAAGACUGUGAAAUUCAUAUUUCCCUUCACUAUGAAAUGCUAAUCCUUUGCCUUAAGAGAGAGACAGAUAGAACUGUCACAGUUGUACUGCCAAAGUACAGUAAAAUGAGUACUAUGAGAAUUUGGCAUUUAUCAGGCGUUAUAAAGGCAGAAACAGUAAUUUACAUUUAAAAGCUGUUAUUGUUUGUAUUUCUUUGUUACCCAAAAUAUAUCAAUAUUCAUCAAUGCAAUAAUGAGGUACUUUAAGGGUAUUUACACAUAUUGACUUUAUGCAUUGUUAAGUAGAUCAGUUUUCGAAAUAUCCUUGUUGUUGAGGGAGGGGAACAAAUUUUUAACUGGCCAUACAAAAUAUAACUUCAGUGCAUAGUCUGUGAUAAAGUCACAAUGACUGUAUUCAUUUCUAAAUAAAGAAAUGUUUUAUUUGCGCCAGGGAAAAAAAAAAAAAAAAAAAAAUGGUUGUUAAUAGAUUGAAGAAACUAUACAAGGCAAAUUAAUCCUACUAUUUAUUGAUAUUUCACCAUUGGGACAUUUUCAUGGUUUAAAGCUUAAAAAUAUGUUAAAAAAAUGAAGCAUAAGUUUGCUUGCUUUAAAAAAUCCCAAACAGUAAUUUAGAACAAAAUAUCCAUGUGUAAGAAAUUUAAUGCCUCUUAAGAAAAAAAGAUAUAGGUGAGAAAAAAGUGUUAAGAAGUCCUUUAUAUUAUCAUGUCAUGUAAAUAUAUUCAUAUUUUGCAUUUUAAUCGGGAAAAAUGCUUUACUUAUAACACUUUUGACUAAACAGGUAUAGUAAAGAUUUACAGUAAAAUGAGAGAAAAUUAUUUAAGUAGAAGAUAUUUUUGAAAAAUUAAUCAUGAAUUAUAUAUGUGACAAACUAAUAAUAAUUAAAGAGUAUUGUUAUUAGCUUAAUACAUAGGCUGUUUUAAAUCAAACAACAGAGAACAUUCCCUUAUUAAAUUAUAUUUGAAUUAAUAAUUUCAUGGCAGACUUAAGUGUCCCUAACAAUUUUAGAAAACUAGCCUUAACAUAAAAAGACGAUACUUGUGUGUUAGCUGGUAUUCGCAGAUGCUCGGGCAACAAUCAGAGCCAUUUGUUGACGAAUUUUCGAUAUCGGCAGAUCAAUGGAAACACCUUUUAAAAAAAUUUUUUACAGUGGGUAUUACUUAUUUGUGGGUCGUAUUCAAAAUCAUUUCUGAUUAUUACUCUCCACAUGUUGUGUCUGCUUCCAUAUGAAUUCAGCUAAAACAAAAGACAAAUGACCUUCUCUCAGACCAGUUCUCAGUUCUUAUAAUCUAUCAACUGUUGUUGACAUUAAAUUUUCAUCUUAAAUAUUCUGUCAUGUACAAUUUCAUUUCAUGAGCAUUGGAACACUCAUGAUAUUUUGGGAAAAUAUCAUAAGCCUGGAAAUAGUGGCUAAACAUGUGAUGCAAAAUUCAUAAAAAUUGGCACGAAAUGAACAAAUGUGCUACAGGGUCCUUUCCAUGUGAAAAGGAUUACCAAAACUAAUGACACAAUGCAGAUUGCACCCACUGUGCUUAGCCUGAAGUUAGCUCUAAAUUAAAAGAAAGCAUUUUCACUCGCCCCUUCCCAAGCAGGUAUUAAUAAUGAAAGAAAAUCUUUUCUUUUUAUGUGAAUCUGAAAAAGCUUGUAUGAUUGUCAAAUAUUCACAGGAAUCAUGGAUAGGUACUUUUGGCACUAUAUCUGCAUGUACCUGAUAAUACACAAGUACCGAAUGAUUCAAGAGAGGCAUGCAAUAAUGGUAUAGCUAUAAAAGUUUUUAAAAUUUGAGUGCUACUGUAUCGAAAUGCACUCUGCAAUGCUUAGCGAGAGAAGAGCAGGCAGCUUUUAUUUGUGGUUUCAUUUAGUUCCUAUGCCAAUAAAGGAUGACCAAGUGUGCAAUACAUAAAAAUAUCAAAGAAGAGAAUUAUUACUAAAGCUCAUCGUUGCAAGUCACAACCGUCCAUAAAGAAGUGAUUCUAUUUUGAGUAGCUGUCAGUAUGAUUGGUCUGAAAAUUUGUAGAUUGUGUUGGCAUGCCGAUUCAUUUACACAUUUUACAACAGGUGCUGAUGGGAACACAAUUAUGAAAUGGAAAAGCAUUCAAAAUGUUAUUAUUUCAAAUAUGUAGUUCAUGUUCACAUAAAACAGCAAUAUGUUGUAUUCUUUUCACUUAAUUACGCAAGGCUGAUAAAGAAACCGUCCCAAAAUAUCAGUAUUUUGUACAAAAUCCUAUCUUGCCGUUGUUAUAUAAAAUGUCUGUCCACAUAUCCUCCUGAUUUCAAACUUGCUGAUGUUUUUGUUGUUAUCUGCCUCAAAAUUGUGCUUAUCCAAGAAUGUCAAUAGCUUUCCAUCCCCUCAUUAUUACAAGAACUCCACUGUCAUAGCGUUGCUCAACUUUUUUAUAUGUAAUUGAGGCAAGUUCACUCUUUGUUGCAUAUCAGUUUUUGAGUGAUUUGUGGAUAAUUUAAUAUUGCUUAUUGUACUUCAUGUCUUUACGUCAUUUGAUUUCUCCAUGUUUUUAUUUUAUCUGUUCAAAUUGCAAGAUAUGCAAAAAAAUUAAAAAUAAAUGUACAUACAUACAUACAUAUUAUAUUCCUUGUGUUUACUGUUUGUACAGUCAGAUUUCCUCGCCUUGUGUUUUUUAAAUAAAAAUAACUUUCUUUGUAA